GGUUCUCUAACGUGCGGGCACGUGAAGGCACCACGGCCCCGGGUUCUCCUCCUACGUCAGCGGCUCCGGGGCGGUUCACGCACGGGGCAGUGAGGGGUGGGAGGGCCCGUCACCUGACUCCAGCGGGCUGGAGCACAUCGGUGGGUGUAGCUCGGCGGCGCGAGCCCUCUGGUGCGAUGCGUCUUCAUGACUCGCUUUGAGUCCGGAGCAGCUGCGGUUCACUGUGCCCACGGUCCCCAGAGCAGCGACACCAUCCAUCGGCUGAGCCGAGCAGCGGCAGCGGGGGACGGCGAGCUCCAGCCCCGCCACACACGUCAGUGACCAACCGUUGCACCCGGACCCGGAGGAGGGAGAGAGGGAGCCGCGUCGUUGAGCCAUGGGGUUCCGCAAGAAGAACAAGAGCCCGCCGGUGCUCAGCCACGAGUUUGUGAUCCAGAACCACGCAGACAUGGUUUCGUGUUUGGCGAUGAUCAUCCUCCUCGGCCUGAUGUUCGAGGUCACGGCGAAGUUUGCCAUCAUGUUCAUCACGGUCCAGUAUAACGUCACACAAGUUCUUGACGAGAAGAGUGAGCCGGUGAACCUUUACCAGUACGGCCCUAAAGACGUGGCCACGGUUUUCUUCUACCUGCUCAUCGCCGUCAUCCUUCAUGCCUUGAUACAAGAAUAUAUUCUGGACAAAAUGAACAGAAGGUUGCACCUGUCCAAGACCAAGCACAGCAAGUUCAACGAGUCGGGGCAACUGGCCGUCUUCUACCUGUUCUCCUUCGUGUGGGGCUGCAGCAUCCUGACGGCGGAGGAGUUCGCAAAGAACCCCACGUUCCUGUGGGAGGGUUACCCUCACACUCACAUGGUUUUUCAGGUCAAGUUCUUCUACAUUUGCCAAAUUGCCUAUUGGCUCCACGCACUUCCUGAGCUGUACUUUCAAAAAGUACGGAAGGAGGACAUUCCCCGACAGCUCUAUUACAUUUGCCUUUACGUCGUCCACAUCACCGGUGCCUACGUCUUAAACCUCCACCGACUGGGCCUGGUGCUGCUGGUCCCUCACUACCUGGUGGAGCUGCUGUUCCACGCCUCGCGCCUCUUCUACUUCAGCGACGAGAACAAGCAGAAAGGUUUUACUCUGUGGGCUCUCCUGUUCGUCAUCGCCCGCCUCCUCACCCUCACACUCUCCGUCCUGACGUUCGGCUUCGGGCUGCCCCGCACGGAGAACCAGGGCUUCUCCUUGGCACAAGGAAACUUCAAUGUGCUCACCAUCAGGAUGACGUGUCUGGCUGCCAUCUGCCUGACGCAGGCCUGGAUGAUGUGGAAAUUCAUUAACUUCCAGUUGAAGAAGUGGAGGGAGCACAGCCAGAACCAGGCGUCGAAGAAGAAGACGCCGGCGACGAGCACGACGGUCAGCCCGAAGAGCAAGCCCCACAAGCGGGAAGCAGGCAGGGGAGCGGCGGUCAACGGCGUGGUGAAGGCCGAGGACAAAACGUCGCCCCGGGCCAGAAAAGCCAAAGCUUCGUAAGAGACGGAAGAUUGUGGAGGAGAAACCCGAGCGAGGGAGUUCCGACGGUGCGACGCGACGACGUCUUUUCACGCCGCUUCAAAUGUCGUCGACUGCUCUCUCUUUAGAAACAAACAAAUGUUUAAGCGCACUUAAGAAACCUUACGUACCCGUGUCCCCCCCCCCCUUUGAAAAGAAAAAAAAAGAGUCCAGUGUUAGUGUCUGUCCGAAGUGUUCGUCUCCUCCGCUGGUGGGACGGUGGUUCUGAUGCUUUAACGGGAUCGAUUCAGCUCCUCAAAGUGUCCUUCUGUGGGAAAAACAAACGAUCGCUCGUCGGGUAUUUUUUUUCAGCCUGAGUUGCUCCUCAGUAAAUUUGACAAGUGAAUCUUUAACUUCAGGGCGACUUCAUCUCAAGUGUUCUUGCAACAGAUUAACUGUGCAGGGCGUGUGUGUUCUCAGCUACAGGCCACUGGUCCGCGUCCCAGAUUGAAAUCCCGCCUCUCUCUCUCCCUCUCUCUCCCUCUGCGAUGUUCUGCUGUCGUCAGGAAAAAAAGGUUUUCGAAAAAUCGUCCAGAGGAAGAUUUGCGCUUUAAAGCUGCAGAAAGAAAAAACACGAAGCUUCUUCUCGACUUCGUCCAUCAUUUACUGCCUUUGACAUCCAAUGUGCUCCUGGAUUGAGGCGCUUGGAUAUUUUUGCGUUUGCUCCCCCCCCCCCCCCCCCCCCCCCCCCUCCGUCCGGGGGUUUUCAGUGACUUGCCGAGAGGAAGCUGCACCGUAAAACCUGCGACGCCGUGAAAACACGCAGUUAAAUCUUCGUAACGGCACGAUCGCAAAAAACCUGAGCAAGAGGCUGCAUGUCUCGGUCAAUAUGUCAACGCAUGAGGGUUUAUGGCUCAAGAGGUUACGGCUUGAUCCUACCUGUCUCUGUCUCUGUCUCUGUCUCUCUCUCUCUCUCUCUCUCUCUCUCACACACACACACACACACACACACACACACACACACACACACACACACACACGCAUUCAGUGGCCUUUUUUUUUUCUACGACUGCUGCAAGAGGUUUUGCGUUAUUUUAUUUUUGUCAUAUUCCAACAGAUAGUUAUUUUAUAUGCUUUAAAAAAAAAGAAGCUAUAACCAGCGAACACAGUUUAGUUCGUCCAAACCAAUACAAUCUUUUCUUCAAGUGUCCUUAUAGCGUACGUCGGUGUUCGUAUCACUCGUUCUGCGUCCGUCGCUUCUGUUUUCGCCUUUCGCCUUCUCUCUCUCUCUCGCUCUCUCGGUCGGUCAGUCUGCGGACGCGCGUGUGUGUGUGUGUGUGUGUGUGUGUGUGUGUGUGUGUGUGUGUGUGCAGUAUUGUGUCGCGUACUCUUGUGUGUUAGCGAACUAACCAGGCCUGAAUGAUGAGGACAAUUUUUUUUUUUAUCUGAGGACAAUUUUUUUUUUUUAUCGCUCGUCUCGUCGUAACAAAAGAAAGCGAUUGAAUGAAAUGUGACAAUCUUUUCAUCACUUCCCGAUACAUCGUCUCUGUCCACUCCUCACACCGGUCGGGUCGUCUCACCCCCCCCCCGACAACGCUUCUCUCCUGAGUCAACGGGUUCUCGGUUUAACUAAAUGCUUCUGUGUCCCUACUCCACGGAUCCCCCCCCCGCCUGCGCGUGCGAGAGAGAUUUAGUGAUUUCUGGCGCGUCCCUCCUGCUCUCGCCUUUUCAAUGAUCCUGACGCUGCUGUCGGCAGGACGACGGGAGAGACACCGAUCCUACUCGCUCCUCAUUGGGCCUGUGGUGGUGGUGGUCGCACGGCGCCAUAGGAGGGAAGGAGGAGCGCGUUACCAGCCUGUUGAUAAAACUGUCUCAGAUGUUAAAGAGAAAAAGAAAAAGAACAAAAAAAAAGUUCAACCCAACACUGUACUGAAAUAAGUGUCAGAUUUUUAAGCUAUUUUUAUAGAGACGGGGGAAAUUCACUGUUGUUCAGUAAAAAAAAAAACACGUGUGAAUAUUUGUUUGGCAUCCAUAAUGAUAUAAAUUGUUUUUUUAAAUAUAUAUAUAUAUACAUAUAUAUAUAUAAGAAUGAAGCUUGCUGAACUGUUAACGUGGGUAAACAUUGUGGUAUGAGUGUAAAAAAAAUGCUACUUCAUGGCCUUAUUAGAGCAGAGUGAAGUCGGCUAACGACGCGCUGCAGCUUCAUCAUCAUCGUGACGCUCGUCCUCCUCACGCCCGCUUCAUCCGAUCCGGUGCAGAGCUGCAAUUCAUCAACUAAUCUGUCGACCGUUGUUUGGUCCAUAAAAUGUCAGAAAAUCUCAUUUUUUGCCAAACCCAAAAGGUUUUGACGUUUGGUUUUGUCCACACGCAAAAGCUGAAAUCAUAAAAACUACUUGAGCCGAUUUAAAAAAUGAUUCAUCAAAAAUAGUUGGCAAUUAAUUUCGCAGUCGAUUACUAAUCGAUUAAUCCAGUCCUGCUGGUGAUCACAGGCGUAACAGCCACAUUAACCCCCCGACAGACCAGAAUAUACUCAGUUUAUAUGUUUCAUAGAUAAAAUUCAAUUAUACAGUUUUAGAAAAUUGGAGAAAAGUUAAGGUCAGAGAUAUAUGCCUUAUAUAUAUUAAGCUGUUACACUGGUCUUGUGACGACAGGCCCGGUGUAGCAGCCCCCUGCCAGAUUAAGUCCAGAUUAUGUGUUUUUCAUAAAAAAAAAGUUAUCUCUGAGGUAUAAAAUAUACUGUAUUUAGUUUUAAGUAAUACAUGAAAUACAAUUACACAUUUAGAAAUUGGAGAAACAUCAGGGUUAGAGAUCAUUACCAUACCUGUAUUCCUAUAUUCUGGGUAAAGCCAGUGUAAUCUGGGAGGGGGGGAAUAUAUAUUUGGGGCUGUUCGCUCGGACACACAGCAGCCGAAAUAAUCCCACAGGAAUGCACUUUUCUUUUUGCAUAGUAUGCAUUUUGUCCGAGCAAUUUAACACCGCUCACUUUUCUGCAAUGGACUCUCAGUGACUAUGAAAUUGAAGUGGCUCAAUUUAAACUGUGGGAGACUUUUCUUUUUUUUUUUAAACACUGCGAUGAAUUAACCUCGAUGAGCAACAAUCACUAAUCACUUCACAAAAAGACUGAAUCAUGUUUCUCGUGUUCACUCCGUUCUGCCGCUCGUCUGUAGAUGUCGCGAUACGUUUCCUUUUCAGAUCUGUCGUCUUUGAACUGUUAUUAUAUUUAUGCAAACUCUCGUGAGCUCUGUUCAUUUUUUUCUUUGUCACUAAUUUUGUAUUAUUAUUAUCAUUUCAUUUUUGAAUAAAGCUUUUGAUCAUGACACAAACAA
Messenger RNA from Scophthalmus maximus (turbot), 4794 nucleotides. RefSeq names its product Translocating chain-associated membrane protein 1-like 1-like. Lineage: Eukaryota; Metazoa; Chordata; Actinopteri; Pleuronectiformes; Scophthalmidae. The coding region runs from base 377 to 1510 and encodes 377 amino acids. The transcript has 11 exons. Gene Ontology annotation, cellular component: endoplasmic reticulum membrane. Gene Ontology annotation, biological process: protein insertion into ER membrane; SRP-dependent cotranslational protein targeting to membrane, translocation. The record is from RefSeq and is a predicted model, not a curated record.